AUGCCAGGCUCGGAGGACCACGAUGAUGGCGAUACCGCCAAGGGCCUAUUGCAGAAUAUUCUGGAAAGGGUAUCCAAUGGGGCCGAGACUGUCGGGUCUGCUAUGCACAAUGCCCGGGCGAGCUAUGAGGAAUCUGGCCGGCACUUCAAGGGCAAGAUUAUGUCGAAAUUGAUGACAUAUGGAGCUGGCAUGCGAAAUGAUGCACGGGCUUUCUUCAAGAAUGUGGAAGUGCCUCUCGCAGCUGGGACAGGAUAUGUUAUUGUUCCUACAGAAGUGCAAACUACAAUCUACGAAGGAUAUGAGGGUGAUCGUAAAGUGGUGCAGACUUCAAUACCAGUGAUCGAUGUACACGAACUCCUCGAUUUCCUUCAGACGGAGGUUCAGCUGGUCUGUCCAAUGGACCAGGUGAGGGAUUUCUGGUCCCGACUACGUCAGAAUGAGUACCCGUUUGCUAAGAACUUUCCUGCUAGAAAGGAUGAUCUGGAUUGCAUGGUACCAUUCAGCAUCUACGGCGACGAGCUGACAUUGGCCAAGGACAGCCGGGAUAAGGAUUCUUGCACGAUCCAUGAGAAUCUUCAGACACUGACUCCGAUCUUGGAGCAUAUUGUCUGGAGCUGCAAUCAG
Symbiodinium necroappetens is the source of this 624-nucleotide messenger RNA. Lineage: Eukaryota; Dinophyceae; Suessiales; Symbiodiniaceae. The record is from the annotation of a GenBank genome assembly.